Molecule: messenger RNA, 399 nt
Organism: Racocetra persica
Lineage: Eukaryota; Fungi; Glomeromycota; Glomeromycetes; Diversisporales; Gigasporaceae
Source: the annotation of a GenBank genome assembly
AUGACCGAUAGAAUCAUGCAUGUUUUUAUGAAUCAAGUAAAUAAUUUUAAAGAACAAAUGCUUGUUGCGGUUCGUGAAGCGAGAAAGCAAAAAAUCGAAAAAAAACGAGCCGAAACAAAAAUUGAUUGGGAGGAGAUAGAAGCGAAAGUUCUUGGUGGUAAUAACGGAGAAAGUAGUCAUCGAUCGGUGCAAGAAACUUCCGAGCAAGCAAAAAAUACUAGACGCAAGAAAAUUUCUUCUAGUGAAGUCGUUAUUGAAAGUCCAUUUGGGCAGUUAAAAAAAAACGUUCAGGAAGGAUGGAGAAAUUUAGUAGAGAAAGUGAUGGGGAAACAAGAGAAUCAAGCAGUUCAAAGCCAAGCUGCCCAAAUCCAAAUUCCGCCCAAGCGAAACCAAUCAUAA